GUGUUAACUAAUACAUGUCCCCCUUUCUACUGAGAAUGGUACAGUCUCAGCAGCGGCUUUGCCGGUUUCCUGCACUGUGUAUCCCUGCGGUUCACUUAUCAGGCUUCCUUUACUACCAGGUGGUUUACUGAUUUUGACUUUAUCAAGCUCAAGGAUCAAUUAUCAACCUUCAAAAUAUGUAAUCUAAAAAGGGUUUUCUAGCUAAGCUGACGUUUAAAUCGGCCAAUCUUGUAAAAGCAAGGGGAGUGCGUAUGCAGCCUGAUCGAAAUUGUCACCUGAAAGACAGAGCUGAGGCCAUAUACUUGUUAUUUUACAGCGAAAAAUGUAAAUCAUUUGCAUAUUGAGCAGAUUGAGCACCGCGCUAGCAGCAGAAGCUACAGUCCUGCAGACAGAGGUUGGUUUGGAGCUGCUGUGGAGUGACGUCUUUCUGGUUUCCCGGCUUUUGUUGAACUGUCAUUACGAAAAACGUCCGGACUACAUGCAAAGGAGGCCAAGGGGUCUGCUACCUCUGAAAACAGGAAUCCAGAGACUAGCCCCUGAGGAUAUGGACAUACUGAGCUAUAGAGGCUACAUUCUCCUGUGGAUAUUGAGAGUAUUAUAAUGGCACUGGGACAUUACACAAGAGGGAGCAAUUAUUUAAAUGCAGGUAUUCAGAACUCGUUGGAUGAGAACCAGUUUACCCCACAUGAAUAACUUCUUGAUCAUCUACUUGCAGAUUUCCCAUGCUACUUCCAGUGAAAGCAUACACUGACUUUUGAUCAAAGUGGUGAGAUCUUCCUGAUUUCCUACUCCCAUUCAUACAUUCUUUAAGCUCCCCUCACCUGUAUCCUGCUAAAAUGACUACUUCAGAGUGGGGUGAGAAAUCCUCAGCGGACCUUAUGAGUCGGUAUGUCUCCAAGGAAAUGGGAUAUGGAGUUCCCAAGGAGGGUUGGCGUAUCUGUCUGGCACAUGAGUUCAAGGAGAAGAGGAAGCCCUUUCAAGCAAAGGAUGUCUCGCUGUCCAACGUCUUGGAGCACGUUGGGCUUGGGAUCAGGUAUCUGAAGUGGUGGUACAAAAAGACCCAGGUGGAAAAGAAAGCUCCGUUCAUUGAUAUGUUUCGUGCCCAACCCUUGCGACAAAUAUAUGGUGCUCCACUUGGUGGUAUCGGAGGAGGAACCAUCACGAGAGGUUGGAGGGGGGAGUUCUGCAGAUGGCAACUUAACCCCGGGAUGUACCACUAUAAAACUGUCACAGCAAACCAGUUUACAGUUUGUUUACGCCGUGGAGGGCAAACGGUUUACCAGCAGGUGCUCUCUGUAGAGCGUCCUCCCACUCUGCAGGGCUGGAACUGGGGCUACUGUGGAGAGUACGCCUUCUAUCACGCCUUGUACCCCCGCGCCUGGACCGUUUACCACCUGCCGGGACAGAACGUCACUUUAACCUGCAGGCAGAUUUCCCCAGUCAUCCCCCACGACUACCAGGACUCUAGUCUCCCAGUGGCAGUAUUUGUGUGGGACAUAGAGAACAAGAAUGACUACGCUUUGGAUGUCUCCAUCAUGUUCACCAUGGUCAACGGGUCGGGACACAAGGAAGAUAAGAGCGGGGGACACUGGAAUGAACCAUUCCACCUGGAGAAGGAGGGGGAGGCGGUGUCUGGGGUUUUACUACAUCACUGCCUUGCUGUGAACCCUUACACUCUGUGCAUCGCAGCCCGAGAACAGCCUGACAGGGAGGUCAGUCACCAGACAGCGUUCAGUCCAAAGGGAACCUGCAGCGGCCUGUGGAGUGACCUCAUCACUGAUGGACGGCUGGACUCUCCCACAGUAACAGAAAAAAUAGAUGGAAAGAAGAAGAAGAAGGAAAGAAACUGA
Notothenia coriiceps (black rockcod) is the source of this 1850-nucleotide messenger RNA. Its product is annotated as non-lysosomal glucosylceramidase-like. The record is from RefSeq and is a predicted model, not a curated record. Gene Ontology annotation, molecular function: beta-glucosidase activity. The coding region runs from base 837 to 1850 and encodes 337 amino acids. Lineage: Eukaryota; Metazoa; Chordata; Actinopteri; Perciformes; Nototheniidae. Gene Ontology annotation, biological process: central nervous system development. The transcript has 8 exons.